AUGUCUAAGAGUGCAGAUUAUAUUCAGCUACAGGAAGAUGGUGGAAGCUCAGAGGAGUGUAGCAGCCUGCAGCAGGAGUUCGUCUCUCAGGUGCCGGAUGAGCUAUGGCCGUCCCUCAUAUGGCUGUCUGAGGAGGGCACGGUGCUGGACGUGGGCUGCGGUCUUGGUGACGUCACAUUUCACGAGCUGCUGUCGCGCCUGCCACCAGAUUUCACCUUCGUAGCUGCAGAUAUUUCUGCCAACAUGCUCGCCAAGGCUUCCUCCAGGUUCUCAGGAUCCCGUGUGCGCUUCUGUCAACUGGACAUUGGCACAGCCAACAUAGAGGACACGCGCAUUUGGCAGCAAAGACCAUCCUCAAAGGUUUUCUCCUUUUUCUGUCUGAACUGGGUGCAGGACCAAAGGCAGGCUCUACGAGACACCAUGAAACUCCUCAGUCCUGGUGGUGGAACAGUUUUGGUCAUCGUGAGCUACAGUCCUAUUUUUGUAGUGUUAGAGGCACUCGCGAAGACCUCUCAUUGGAGUGCAUAUAUGGUGGACUACCGACAGUUUGUGACUCCCUACCAGUUCAUAGAAGAUCCCAAAAGAAAAAUGAGGAAUUACCUGCAGGAGGUCGGAUUCACUAUAAACACAUGCCGCUAUGUGAGAGACGUCACAUACACUUCGAAGGACGAGAGAAAUGUAAUAAAUACGGUGACUGCAAUAAACCCCUUCGUCAGAAGAAUCCCAAAGGAGCUCCGCGAGCCGUUCUUGCAGGACUAUGUGCGGGAGGCCUACAGACUGGGAGUCGUGGCCGGACACAGUCUUCCCGAUGAUGGCGGCUGCUGCUACACUUUCCGCUAUGGCGCGCUGGUCGUACACGCAGUCCAGGCAUGA
Messenger RNA from Schistocerca gregaria, 873 nucleotides. RefSeq names its product juvenile hormone acid O-methyltransferase-like. The transcript is spliced from 5 exons. Lineage: Eukaryota; Metazoa; Arthropoda; Insecta; Orthoptera; Acrididae. Bases 1 to 873 code for a protein of 290 amino acids. The record is from RefSeq and is a predicted model, not a curated record.